Molecule: messenger RNA, 1003 nt
Organism: Adelges cooleyi (spruce gall adelgid)
Lineage: Eukaryota; Metazoa; Arthropoda; Insecta; Hemiptera; Adelgidae
Gene: PDCD-5
Product: programmed cell death protein 5
Exons: 4
Coding region: 240-644 (134 amino acids)
Cellular component (GO): nucleus; cytosol
Molecular function (GO): DNA binding
Source: RefSeq, a predicted model, not a curated record
CUUUUCGCCGAUGACCCUCGUGUUUACAUUUUGUAUAUUUCAGAAAUUAUUAAGUCAAAAUUUGGAACAAUCAUUAUUAAUAAUCAAUCAAAUCUCGCGUGUGAUUGGAUUUUUUUCUUAUUACACAAUAUUAACGUGCAAAUGCUUUUGUACGGGUUUCCGCCAAAGUCUACCAUCAACGCGUCGACGUUUCGGUAAAAUCAAAGUGCUCGUUUGGUCCGUUGUCGCCGAAAAAAAAAAUGGGAGAUUCCGAAUUAGAAGCUUUGCGGGCUCAGCGAAUGGCCCAAAUGCAGUCGGAGCGCGGGCCGCAAGACGGUAAUACGGCCGAAAAACAAAAACAGGCCGAACAACAGCGUCAGGCGGUCGAAGACAUGAAACACUCAAUACUGACCCAGGUGCUCAAUCAAGCGGCUCGAGCGAGACUAAACACCCUGAUGAUCGGCAAACCAGAAAAAGGACGUAUGGUGGAAAAUAUGUUACUGAGAAUGGCCCAGUCCGGACAGAUUGUCAACAAACUGGGAGAGGACGAACUCAUAGGACUGUUAGAACAAGUCAACAGCCAAAUGCAGUCUCAAGAACGAAAAACUACCGUUAAAUUUGACAGAAGAAGAGCCGCUCUCGAUGAUUCCGACGAGGAUUACUAACUGCAGCACUGUUGAUAAAUUUAAUUACAUUUUGUACUAACAAGAAGUAGCCACUAUUAUUAUUAUUAUUAUUAUUUAAAAGAGCUCGUGGAAUUUAACAAAAAUUAUUAUUCAUAUUCCAUGUAUAAUAUAAUAAUUAAUAUGUUAUAAAUAUACCUAUAUUUAUAUAUAUAUAUACAAUACUUAACAAAAAAAAUAUGAGCUUCUUGUUGCUUUUUUUUUAAUAAUAUUUUUAUACAAUUUAAAAGUUAAUAAUAUAAUAAUGAACCUUUUCCAACUAAUAUUAUCAUCCAAGUUAUUUUUAUGAAUAAAACGGAAAUCCCUGCUCUAUUUCUUAUCAAUAAAGUAUGUUAUUUUCA